This is a messenger RNA of Mauremys mutica (yellowpond turtle), 2033 nucleotides long. It is a transcript of the gene INO80B, whose product is annotated as INO80 complex subunit B. The record is from RefSeq and is a predicted model, not a curated record. The coding region runs from base 93 to 1112 and encodes 339 amino acids. The transcript has 5 exons. Gene Ontology annotation, cellular component: Ino80 complex. Lineage: Eukaryota; Metazoa; Chordata; Testudines; Geoemydidae. Gene Ontology annotation, biological process: chromatin remodeling.
CUGAGCGCCGUGCGGGGCGGAAGUGGGGCCCGCGUCCGUCCGUCCGGAAUAGCCUUCCCCGGGCUGCCGGCCCGUAGCUGAGCCUGGGCCCGAUGAGCAAAGCGUGGCGCAGGGGGGGCGCCCCCGGCGGCAGGAUGGAGGGGGCCGAGGCGGGGGACCAGGACGAGUCCAGCGGGCACGGCUCCCACAAGAAGAAGCACAAGAAGCACAAGAAGAAGCACAAGAAGAGGCAUCACCAUGAGAACGUGGGGCCCAGCUUCUCCUCCCAGACCCUGGAGUCCAGCCCCUUGCUCCCCAAGCCCCAGCUCAAGCUCAAAAUCAAGCUGGGGGGGCAGAUCCUGGGCACCAAGAGCGUGCCGACCUUCACGGUGAUCCCCGAGGUGCUGCGCUCGCCUUCCCCCCUCAUGGUCGUGGACGACGAGGACGAGCCCAUGGAGGGGGUCCCCAUUGAGCAGUAUCGGGCCUGGCUGGAUGAAGACAGUAACCUGGACCCAUCGCCCCUGCCGGACCUGGACUCGGAGAGCUGCUUCCCCGCCCGCGAGGACGAGGAGGAGGAGCGCUGGCUGGAUGCGCUGGAGAAGGGCGAGCUGGACGACAAUGGCGAGCUCAAGAAGGAGGUGGAUGAGUCGCUGCUCACGGCCAGACAGAAAGCCCUCCUGCACAAGCAGCAGAGCCAGCCGCUCCUGGAGCUGCCCAUGGGCUACAAGGCGAAGGAGAUGACGGAGGAGAUGCUGGUGAAGCGGGAGGAGCGAGCCCGCAAGCGGCGCCUGCAGGCGGCCAAGAAGGCGGAGGAGAACAAGAACCAGACCAUCGAGCGCCUCACCAAGACCAACAAGGCCAAGGUGAAGACGCUGCGGGAGCGCAAGGCCAAGCAGGCCCCGUGCCCCAUGAUCCGCUACUGCAACGCCGCGGACCGGAUCACCGUGUCCUUCCCGCCCGGGGUCACGCUGCCGCUGCCGCCCUGCACGCCACCGCCCGUGCCUGCACCCACCACCUGCGGGGUCAGCGGCUGCCCCAACCGCAAGCGGUACUCCUGCUCGCGCACCGGCGUGCCCCUCUGCAGCUUCGCCUGCUACCAGAAGAACCUGCAGCUGCAGGAGGCGGUCGGCUAGGGCUCCUGGCGCUGACCCUGCUGCCAGGCUCCACCUCUGCAAGGGCCUGGCUGAAGAUCCCUGCGUCCCUCUGGGGAGGCCCAGGGGGGCCGUUCACGCUCCAUCAGCUCAGGACGCAGCCGCUGCCCUUGUGACUGCGAGCUGAGGACCCUGGCGUCCGGGACCCCUACUGGGACUGGCUCAUUCCCUGGGAGCUGAGUCAGGUCUGAGCCCAGAGUCGCUGCAGGGUUGGGCCUGUCUGCCCCAGGCCGGCACGGGGCCCCCAGAGCAGCUUAGGUGACUCCAUGCAGCCUGGCCUGCUCGUGUCUCUCCCUCCCUGGUGACGGGAGGGAUGGGAAAUGGCACAGGGCCGCGUGGAGUCUCCAGGCCCUGCCAGGAGGAGGCGUAUCCCGCCCUUAGGUGCGUGGCUGAGCUCUGCUGUGCUUGGGGGAGGGAGGAGCUUCUUCCAGCUGUCAGGGGCCGGGCCCCUACACUCCUCCGCCCCAGUGCAGGAGGGGUAAAUCAGCCAGCCCCAUUGGCUGGGGAGAAAGUCUCUGCUGGAUGUGCUCAGGGAGCCCCUCCCCCCAGGGCAGGUGCUGUGGGGCUGGGGGAGGCCCUCAGGGAUGUGGGUGGCCCCCCUGCUGCCACUCACGCUCAGUAGCUAUUGAUGUGGGGGGGGGCAGUUGAGUGGGGUCAAAGCGGAUGGAGGAGGUGGGGGGGCGUUUCUCCAGGGAGAGGGCUUUGGGCUGCCCCAGGACUGGCAGGGCUGCCUCCUCCUGGCCGAGCUGUGUCACUGCAGCUCUCCGGACCGCAGUGUUUGUGCGCGGGAAGUGGGAGUGUGGCUGGUGGGACGCUGCAGGGCCCCUUCGUGCCCUCCCCUCCGCUCUCCUUGGGGCCCAGGGACGCUCAUUACCUGUAACGUUCAUUAAACCCCACAGUACA